AUGGCUGACAUCAGCACCAAAAUGGAAACUUCACAUUUUGGGACAACAGUUACAGGGAUAAAAGCUGAUAAGGUGUAUAGACUUGCUCAGUGUUAUGGUGGUGUUUCUAGCCGUGAAUGCAACUUAUGCUCUGCUAAAGCACUUACUACUAUUCCUGGUUGUUUGCCUAGUACAGGUGGCAGAGUUUAUCUCAGUGGUUGCUUUAUGAGGUAUGAGAAUUAUAGCUUUUUUGGGGAGCAUACAGGGGAAGAAGACAGAUUUAUAUGUGUGAAUAAAACAAGGAGAAACAAUGCCUUUGAGCAAUCAACCUCCAAGGUUGUGUUUCAAACAGUGGAAGCUGCACCUAAAAGUAAAGAGUAUCAUGCUGGAAAACAGGCUCUUAUUUCUGGGACAGAAAAUAAAUCAGUGUAUGCAAUGGCUGAUUGCUGGCGUACAUUAGAUAUAGAUUCUUGUGCGUAUUGUUUGCAAAAAGCAGCUACGUCCAUGUUAGGCUGCUUGCUUGUGUCAGAGGAGUAUGCAUUGGGUUGUAUUUGUAUAAAUGCUCUGUUAAAGAUAUAUUGGAGGUUUUGGUUGAUUGAUCAUCUAAUUUCUCCUGUUUAUGGUAUUGGAGGGAAAAUAAUAGCUAUUGUAAUGGUUGUUACUUCUGCUGUAGCAUUCUUAAUUGCGAGUAUUAUCGCUUUUUAUGCAUGGAAGCGCAAAAAUAAAUCAAAAAGAAGAAGGCAAGGUUCUGAUGACACUCAAUUGUUGAUGAUGGUGAACAAUAGUAGCUUCAACUUCAAAUACUCCACCAUUGAGAAAGCCACGUGUUGUUUUGAUGAGGCGAACAAGCUUGGACAAGGGGGAUUUGGAACAGUAUACAAGGGAGUCCUUCCAGAUGGAAGAGAGAUUGCUGCCAAGAGACUUUUCAUCAAUCAGCGACACAGAGCAGGGGACUUUUAUCAUGAAGUCAACAUCAUUAGUAGUGUUGACCACAAAAACCUGGUCAAACUAAUAGAAUUCAGCUGUUUGGGGCCUGAAAGUAUUCUCAUUUAUGAAUAUCUACCCAACAAGAGUCUCAAUCAUUUCAUCUUCGGUGAGCUUCAUGACUUCCCAAAUUCUCCAAAUACUUCAAUUUUUGAUGCAGAUAGAGGUAAGGAACUAAACUGGGCGAAAAGAAUUGAUAUUAUUGUGGGAAUAGCAGAGGGUUUAGCCUACCUUCAUGAAAACAGUAAAACCAGAAUCAUUCACAGGGAUAUAAAAGCUGCUAAUAUCUUGUUGGAUUCAAGGCUUCGUGCUAAGAUUGCUGAUUUUGGAUUAGCCAGGUCCUUUCAAGAAGAUAAAAAUCAUAUUAGCACUGGGAUUGCAGGAACACUUGGAUAUAUGGCUCCAGAGUAUAUACUGAAUGGUAAAUUAACAAAAAAAGUGGAUGUGUACAGCUUUGGUGUGGUUUUGCUUGAGGUUGUUACUGGAAUCCCAAAUAGAAGAAUACAGACAUCAGAGGACACUCACAGCUUGCUUUGGAUUGCAUGGAGGAAUUUUCGGCAAGGAACAUUAGAGGAGCUUUUUGAUCCAAACUUAAUGUUGAAGAAUGACACCAGUAGCAACAUGAAGAAGGAAUUAAAAAGUGUGAUACACAUAGGGCUUCUUUGCAUACAAGAAGUUCCAUCACUAAUACCAACCAUGUUUAUGGCUCUACAAAUGUUAUCUAAAAAUAUUGAACCUUUACCUUCACCUUCUAACCCCCCUUGUAUACCUUAA
Lactuca saligna is the source of this 1737-nucleotide messenger RNA. Lineage: Eukaryota; Viridiplantae; Streptophyta; Magnoliopsida; Asterales; Asteraceae. The record is from the annotation of a GenBank genome assembly.